Ictidomys tridecemlineatus (thirteen-lined ground squirrel) is the source of this 1219-nucleotide messenger RNA. RefSeq names its product apolipoprotein F. The record is from RefSeq and is a predicted model, not a curated record. Gene Ontology annotation, biological process: cholesterol metabolic process. Lineage: Eukaryota; Metazoa; Chordata; Mammalia; Rodentia; Sciuridae.
AACAAAUAUCUCCUUUCCUCCUGGGACAGAGAACUGGGCAGAGCAGGACAGAGAAGCAACCAAACCUUCCAAGGCAGUGUCACUUCUCAAUAGCUGGACUGUGUGGGUACUCUGCUUCAGACAUGUAUGGCUUCAGAUUCAUCAUGAUACCAGUUGAGCUUCUUCUUUGCUACCACCUGCUGCAUUCUGUGGAUGCCAUUUCAUAUAGAAAGCAGACAAAUGUCUCUAUGCACCUUUCCUCAUCCUUGGGAUCCCCUCCACUCUUCUCAGGCUCCAUGUCUUGCCAGAAUCUACAUCCAAAGUCUCUACCUGGUUUUGCCCACAUGGCUCCUCUAUCCAAGUUCCUAGUAGGCCUGGCUCUAAGGAACGCCUUGGAGGAAGCUGGCUGCCAAUCUGAUGCCUGGGCCCUACAGUUUCAGCUCUAUCGCUGGGGUGGUGUGAAUGCGACAGAGGGCCUCAUUCACCAUCUUCAAAGGCUCCGGAAAGGCAGAAGUACAGACAGCAGAGUGUCAGUGGAAGCCCUCUCCUCUGUUCUGCAACUGUUAGCCAGGGAGCAGCCAGGGCAAAAGAGGGUGAGACGCUCCUUCUCCACUAAGGACUGUGAGAAUGAGCAGGAGCAAAGUGUGCAUAAUGUCAUCCGUCUAUUGCCAGGAGUAGGAACCUACUAUAACCUGGGCACAGCUUUCUACUAUGCCAUUCAGAAUUGCUCUGACAAGGCCAAGGAACGAGGUCAAGAUGGAGCCCUAGAUCUGGGUUAUGACCUUUUGAUGACCAUGGCAGGACUGUCAGGAGGGCCCACAGGUCUAGUGAUCAGUGCUGCACUUAAACCAGCAUUAAAGGCUGGUGUACAGCAUCUGAUCCAGUAUUAUUAUGAAGAGAAAGAGACAAACAUCCCUCAGCCAGAGACCAGCAAGGAGGGCUUGUGGAGCACCUCAGAUGUGAGUGACUUGGAAGAAACAACUACCAUGUCUCCUUUGGUGUCAGAAGUAGUAAGUCCAGGGCUGGGGAUUUGGCACAGUGGUAAAGUGCUUUUCUGGUAUGGGUGAGGCCUUGGAUUCAAUCCCCAGUACCAAAAUAAGAAAGAGAAAGUAGUAAAUCUAGCUCCCCACUGGGGGUGGAACUUAUUCAAGAGAUGUGCUUAGAUCUUGGUGCUAGGAGUUUUAGGAUAGAAAAGUUGUUAACCACAGAAUGAAUAAAUUGAAGAUUCUGACAUACUGUA